This is a messenger RNA of Scomber scombrus (Atlantic mackerel), 1155 nucleotides long. Its product is annotated as histone H2B 3. The transcript has a single exon. The coding region runs from base 35 to 415 and encodes 126 amino acids. Gene Ontology annotation, cellular component: nucleosome. The record is from RefSeq and is a predicted model, not a curated record. NCBI's taxonomy places the organism in Eukaryota, Metazoa, Chordata, Actinopteri, Scombriformes, Scombridae. Gene Ontology annotation, molecular function: protein heterodimerization activity; DNA binding; structural constituent of chromatin.
GCUCUCUCACUGACGUUUGCACGAAAGCAAAAGAAUGCCUGAUCCUGCGAAAUCAGCCCCUGCGCCUAAGAAGGGCUCCAAAAAGGCCGUGACCAAAACCCAGAAGAAAGGAGACAAAAAGCGUCGCAAGACCAGAAAAGAAAGCUACGCCAUUUACGUGUACAAGGUGUUGAAGCAGGUGCACCCAGACACUGGGAUCUCCUCCAAGGCCAUGGGCAUCAUGAACUCGUUUGUCAACGACAUCUUCGAGCGCAUCGCAGGAGAAGCGUCUCGCCUGGCGCACUACAACAAACGCUCCACCAUCACCUCCAGGGAGAUUCAGACCGCUGUCCGCCUGCUACUGCCCGGUGAGCUGGCCAAACACGCCGUGUCCGAGGGCACCAAGGCCGUCACCAAGUACACCAGCUCCAAAUAGAGGCGGACAGAGGUUUGGCACAGGGGAGCAACAGUCACUAAAUCACCACCAAGACGAUUCUUAAACCCCCCCUCCACUGUGUCGGCUGUUAGUGUUUUUGCACCAUUGCCUGGUUUUUGGAGGAGAUUGAAUGCCAAUGUAACCCAGGACUUAUGUUGAAUGUCUCCAGAUUCAUUGGAACUGUAGCCUGCCAUUUUGUUUUAACAGUGUUUGGUUAUUUUUCAGCUGUGACAUUUUUAACUAAUAAUUUAAUAAAUUCAGAAGGAAUAUAAGUCGGUGUUCUUAAACUGUGGAAGUCUGCUUUGCACAAUUUUUAAUACAGAUUUGUAUACAUGCACCUUAACAUAUCCACUAAAGACCCCCAAUUGUAUGUGAUGGCACAACGGAAGCCAAUAUUGUGAGAUUAAAGCUGUGACUUAUUAUCAGUGAGUAUUUACUGUUUACCUGUGGUCGAUGAUGGAUCAUGUUUUUCAUUAAUUAGUGACAGUAGGUGGAAAACGUGCUUGGAAGAGCUGGGAUAGGGCGACACCACAUGGCAGCUGGAGAGAUCAGUUAAUAUCUCACUUUCACUCAGUUAUUGCAGAGCUGGUACUCUGAGCUGUUUGCCAAUUAAACUCAAAUCCCAGCAGUGAAUCUGGACUCAAAUAACCUCAGCAGCUCCUGUUGACUGGGAGCUGAAGGUUCUAUUUUCUGUAAACAUCUUUCAAACUUAAUGGGAAUAAAAAUGACAAUUAACUAAA